AUGCCAGCCUUCAAAGAGAUGCUGGUUUUCCCAGUGCUUCUAGCUCUCGUUGGAUUGACCAAAUGCCAGGAGUUACCAAGUUAUGACAUGCUAGAGGAGUUCCGUGUAUCUAAGUCCAGAGGGGUGAGGAAAGUGGUUGGAUCUGAACCUGAUUCAGUGGCCUACCGUGUGAACCCUGCCAUCCACCUACGCAAAACCAUGAGCGAUGUGUACCCCGAUGGCCUGCCCUCCGACUACUCCGUCAUUACCACAUUUAAGGUGACGAAGGACACCGCCAAGAGGUCCUGGAACUUGUGGCAGGUCAGCGACCCCGAUGGACGUGAACAGGUGGGCCUCCGUUUUCAGGGUGACACACGCUCUCUGGACUUCUUCUACACCAGCCCCCUUGGCACCCAGAUGCUACGCACCUUCCACCGGGUGGACAAGCUGUUUGAUGGAGAGUGGCACAAGCUGGCGCUGCAGGUCAAGGCCGAUAAGGUCAAGUUGCUGGUGGACUGCGAGGAGGUGAGCGUGGAGCCCAUCGGUGAUCCUAGACCCGUCAUCCGCCAGGGUUACACCUCUAUCGUGAAGAGGGCUGUGGGAGAUCGCUCCGCCUCAGUAGACCUCCAGCAGAUGGAUGUGUCCUGUGAUCCAGAGAAGGCCUACUCAGAAGGCUGCUGUGAGCUCUCCAGUGUGUGUGGCGGGCAUGCUGAGAUUGGCCUGACAGCAGGAAGGGCCACCUGUAAGUGUAUGCACGGACAGCCUGGCAACCAGGGACCCCCAGGACCGAAGGGUCAUAGAGGUCUCCCAGGCAACACAGGAGAGCCAGGAAGACUAGGCAACUGGGGAGGUAUGGGACAGACAGGUGACUAUGGCCACAUUGGAGAGCCAGGCCCUAAGGGCAUCGCAGGAAUCAGCGGGAACAAGGGGAUGAGAGGACUUCACGGCCUUGAUGGCGACAGAGGUCCCAAAGGUCUGAAGGGAUUACAUGGAGCCGGGGGCUUCAAGGGAACUCAGGGGUCACCUGGAGAGCUGGGUGAGACCGGAGUACAAGGAGAAACGGGUGAUCCAGGUCCACUUGGAUAUGAAGGAAUUCCAGGAUAUACAGGAGUGAAGGGAGAAGAAGGGGCCUCCGGUGUUGAAGGACCUCAUGGGCCACAGGGAAAGCAGGGUGUUGUAGGUGAUCCUGGAGAGUCAGGAGUUGCUGGGGAAAAGGGAAAACCUGGAACCCAAGGAUCAAAAGGAAGAUAUGGCACCAUUGGACAAAAGGGCAUUAUAGGAGAUCCUGGUUUGCCCGGGAGAGAUGGGGACAUGGGAAUAGAAGCUUACCAAGGACCCCAGGGCCCCGAGGGCAGAAACGGACAAUUUGGAAUAAUGGGAGAGAAAGGAAUGCUGGGGCCGGCAGGGGAGAUGGGGCCUCAAGGCCAAACGGGCCCCAGAGGUUAUAAAGGAUCAGCAGCAAAGCCAGGAAGACCCGGAUUUAUUGGACCCCCAGGACCUGUCGGGCAUGUGGGAGUAGCUGGCCGGCCAGGCCCCAAGGGAGAUAUAGGCAUUGAAGGGAUCCAAGGUGUCAAUGGUGAAACGGGAGAAAAGGGAGAAAAGGGCCCCAAAGGCGAGGUUGGAGACGCGGGUGCACAGGGUCCCCACGGCGGUCGGGGGAAGCGUGGGCCAGGGGGCGAGCCUGGACGCACAGGCCCAGUCGGAACAAAGGGGGUCCGUGGCGAUGGAGGACCAGUCGGAUUUCAGGGGCCGCCAGGGCCACCGGGCCCAACCCUCUCCGCACAACACGUGAUUGAGGUCUGCAAGAGAGUGGUGCUGGAACAGAUGUCCACCUUUGCCAACUCGGUGAAGAGGACGUGUGCCGCCGUGUGCCCACUCUAUGGAGACGUCCCCUUGGGUGCGCCCGGUCCCUCUGGACAAAAGGGACCCCCGGGACCUCCAGGUGGUGAUGGUAUUGCCGGUGUGAAUGGAGAGAUCGGACAACCAGGAUUCUAUGGGGAGGUAGGAGACGCAGGCCAACAAGGACAGCCAGGGGAUCAAGGAGAUCAAGGAGAUAAGGGAGCAGAGGGCCAUGGCCUACCUGGCUACAUCGGGGACCAGGGACCAAAGGGCCAACGUGGAAGACCUGGCAGAGCCUUCAAUGGCACACCAGGACGAGAGGGCGAGAGAGGCCAUGUAGGCCGGCCUGGACUGAGAGGUCACCCAGGACUACGAGGAGUCCCAGGCGUGUGUCAGACCACUGGGUGCGCUCUGCUAAACAACAACACAACCAACGGAUCACCUCAGAAUGCACCCCAGAGGUUGAGAAGACACCCAUAGAGGCAAAGAGGACACUUUUGACCAAGCUGCAUGGAUGUAUUAAUAAAGGGAGAGAGGGGGAGAGGGGGAGAGGGGGAGAGGUGUAGAGGGAGAUGUGGAUUGGGAGAGAGAAGAGAUUUUUUGUUGAUAAAUGUAUUCAAAUCAAAGUCUAAAUAAAUGCUUCAAUGUAAAUAUGCAUCCAAUCUCCACCCUGAAUGACUGAGAUAUCCAUUUUACUUUCUCAAAUAAAUCUGUUGUAGAAACUUGUACUGUUGGCCUUAAAACAACACUCCAUUCUCAUGGUUCAUUUGAAAAAGACACCAAUAGCUACGGUAUUAUUUUUGUUAAAAAUUAUGAAAGUUUAUUUGACACAUUUUAUUGAAACUGAUCCUAGUUGUCUUCAAAUAUCACUGUUCUUUAUAAUAAAAGUCCAAAAACGAU
This is a messenger RNA of Oncorhynchus nerka (sockeye salmon), 2718 nucleotides long. Its product is annotated as collagen alpha-1(XXII) chain. The record is from RefSeq and is a predicted model, not a curated record. NCBI's taxonomy places the organism in Eukaryota, Metazoa, Chordata, Actinopteri, Salmoniformes, Salmonidae. The transcript has 26 exons. Gene Ontology annotation, molecular function: extracellular matrix structural constituent conferring tensile strength. Gene Ontology annotation, biological process: extracellular matrix organization. Bases 1 to 2298 code for a protein of 765 amino acids.